CUUAAGACAUUUUCUUGGUACUCACGAGCAGACACUGCCUGAACUGAGGGCAUGAUGAGUUAACAGCAAUUGGUGGCUAAAAUACUUUUUCCGGUGAUCUGUUGAUGUACAGAUGAGCCACCCCUGAGCCGACAUGGCAUCCGAGCAGGACGUAGCGGCAAUGGGCCGCAUACUGGUCAACCCGCAGCAGGAUCUACCGACGCGGUUCAGAGCGCUUUUUACGCUGCGGAGCCUCGGAGGCCCAGAGGCUGUUCAGUGGAUCAGCGAGACCUUCGAGGACGAAUCUGCGCUCCUGAAGCACGAGCUGGCCUACUGCCUGGGACAAAUGCAGGAUGAGCGCGCGCUUCCCAUCCUGGAGACGGUGCUGAAAGACACCAAGCAGGAGCCGAUGGUCCGGCAUGAAGCAGGUGAGGCUUUGGGAGCCAUCGGGAAUCCAAAGGUUUUAGAUUUACUAAGACAGUAUUCCGAGGAUCCGGUCAUUGAGGUGGCGGAGACGUGCCAGCUCGCUGUAAGGAGGAUCGAGUGGCUGAUGAAUGGGGGCGGAGUGGAGAGUUUUGGAGAGGGCGCAGACAGCAGCCCCUACAGCUCGGUGGACCCGGCGCCUCCAGCACCCAGGAGGAGCAUGGCUGAGCUAAGGAAGCAGCUCCUGGACGAGGCCCUGCCCCUGUUCGAGCGCUACAGAGCCAUGUUCGCCCUCAGGAACCUGGGCACUGAGGAGGCCGUGCUCACCCUUGCAGAUGGUCUCCGGUGCUCCAGCGCUCUGUUCCGGCACGAGAUUGGCUACGUGCUGGGGCAGAUGCAGCACGAGGCCAGCAUCCCGCAGUUGAGCGCUGCCCUGGAGGACGAGCAGGAGAAUGCCAUGGUGCGGCACGAGUGCGCUGAGGCGCUGGGCUCCAUCGGCCACGUCGCCUGUCUGCCGCCGCUGCGCCAUUAUUGCGGCCACGGCGAGCGCGUGGUCAGGGAGAGCUGCAUGGUGGCGCUGGACAUGCUCGCGCAUGAGAGCAGCAGCGAGUUCCAGUAUGCGGACAGUCUGCUGCGCGUGCGCACGGCACAGUGAGUGGGCUAGCUCCCCCCUGCCAGCCUGCUCCGCGCGUGUGUGUGUAUGUGUGUGUGUGUGUGUGUGUGUGUGUGUGUGUGUGAGAGAACAAUGAUUACAGUCUGCUGCCCUUUUAAUGGCCAUGUGUGGCCACUCUGACCACCACCCUGCUCACUGAUUUCAGAACUGUGUAACCCACCUCCCUCCAGUUCUCUCCUUCAGACUGCUCACUGAAAUAUGACACCCUCUAGUUUUCUCCCGGAGAGAAUAAAGUCGUCAUCUUGUAAGAAAUAACGGCCAAUUUCUUCCUUUUUGAAACUGUUUGUCUAGUUUCUAAACUGAAUUAAUUCAGGUAAUUUUCUGUACUUCUGUAAUAUUUCAGGUUUUAUGUUAGCCCUCAUGUUGUCAUUGUCAGUUUGGAUUACACCAUAUGAAAAUA
Molecule: messenger RNA, 1475 nt
Organism: Electrophorus electricus (electric eel)
Lineage: Eukaryota; Metazoa; Chordata; Actinopteri; Gymnotiformes; Gymnotidae
Gene: dohh
Product: deoxyhypusine hydroxylase/monooxygenase
Biological process (GO): peptidyl-hypusine biosynthetic process
Molecular function (GO): deoxyhypusine monooxygenase activity
Source: RefSeq, a predicted model, not a curated record